CUUAUUUUCUUUUUGAAAUACUUUCUGCUAAUCUAGUUUAGGGAAUGUUCAAGUGUCAAGAUAUUUGUUGAAAAAUUGUUCUAUCACCAAAUCCACUCGUCGUCCCUAAACUGUAUUUGAUAAUCAUAUUCCGAAAAAAAUAAUUGAUAUUUAUAUUUAAUCUCAUCUCAUAACAUAACUUGAAGUGAUAAUGUCUGCCGGUACUGAAAAAGAGAAAGAAGGUGCACCAAAAAAUAGUCUUGGAAUUCCAGCUGCAAUUUUUGUUGAAGAUGUCGAAAGCUUUAUGAGAGAGGAAGAAAAUCAGGAAAAUGCCGAGCUCGUUCUUCGGAGGUUAGAUGAACAGCAUAGCAAGUACAAAUUUAUGGAAAUGAAUCUUUUGCGAAAAAAGAAAACGUUAAAAAGGCAAAUACCAGAUAUCAAAACAUCGCUUGAUAUGUUAAAACUUAUAAAUACAAAAAAGGAUAAUGAAGAUACUUUUGAUACACAAUUUAUGGUGUGUGAUGAUUUAUACAUAAAGGCAAAGGUUCCACCUACCAAUAAAGUUGGCUUAUGGUUAGGGGCCAACGUUAUGUUAGAAUACAGUUUAAAAGAUGCUGAAGGACUUUUAACGAAAAAUCUACAGACAGCCACUAAAAAUCUAUCACAGUUAGAAGAUGACCUUGAUUUCUUAAGAGACCAGCUUACAACUACUGAAGUCAAUAUGGCACGUGUAUAUAAUUGGGAUGUAAAACGCAGGGCGGCAGAAAAAGAAAAACAGCCCACGUUAUGAAAUGCAUCUUUUCAUUAGAUAUUUUGAAAUAAAUCUGAACCAUUUUAAACGUUUUCCCAUUUUUGCAUAGCCUUUUCGAGCAUGUUUGUUUAUUUAAUUGGAACUCACAACAAUUUUCUUUUCUGUUACUUUUAUUGAAAAAAGAUAUGUGUUUCUUUUUUAUACUACUGAACGAUACUAAUAAUGCUGAUGUGUUGCAGCUCCAAAUAAAAAUUUAAAAUUUUGAAUUAUUUGACUAUCUAUUGGCUUGCUGUUUUAACAUUUAUUCCUUUAAUUUUCUGUCUAAUUGAUGAAUAAAAUUAUUUAACUGCUAA
This is a messenger RNA of Uloborus diversus, 1083 nucleotides long. Its product is annotated as prefoldin subunit 3-like. Gene Ontology annotation, cellular component: prefoldin complex; cytoplasm. Gene Ontology annotation, biological process: tubulin complex assembly; protein folding; microtubule-based process. The coding region runs from base 191 to 769 and encodes 192 amino acids. Gene Ontology annotation, molecular function: tubulin binding. The record is from RefSeq and is a predicted model, not a curated record. NCBI's taxonomy places the organism in Eukaryota, Metazoa, Arthropoda, Arachnida, Araneae, Uloboridae. The transcript is spliced from 6 exons.